AUGAACUUGAACGAUCAUAUUUCAACUACAAAGACAGAUUCAGAGACAGACACUACCUUAAAACCUAGUCGACCUUGGUUCGGUGGACUUUCUAGACUUUCCAUUGAAGAAGGUGGCAUUGAGCGAGUCACAGAUGAAGAACGUCUCCAGAACACCACCAAAUUUUGGAAUGCUGCUACAUUUUGGUUCAGCGCCAACAUGGCUGUAGCCACCCUUAACAUAGGCUCCCUAGGAGGCGCCCUCGGCCUCUCAUUUUGGGAUUGCUUCAUCAUCAUUUUGGUCGUCAACAUAACAAGCGACCUUUUACCAGCAUGGACAGCAGUAUUUGGUCUGACCGGGCUACGAAUGACCACAGUCUCCCGUUACUCCUUUGGUUAUUGGGGCAAUAUGCUAGUAGUGAUCUUCUCCAUGAUAGCCACGACGGGCUGGAACGCCAUUAACUCCAUCUCAGGCGCAGCAGUCCUGCACGCAGUCUCUGAUGGCGCAUUCCCCAUCUGGGCAGGUGUGAUCGUCAUCUGCGUGGCGGUUUGGAUCAUCUGCGUGCUGGGUAUUAGUUGGAUCCAUCGACUCGAUACUUUCAUCUGGAUCCCGCCAUUGAUUGUCUGGUGUGUUGCCGCAGGCACCGGAGCUUCGCAGCUCACUGGUGAGGACCACGUUGGUCUCAAGGGCUCAGAUAAAGCUGCCGCCGUUCUUAGCUACAUGGCGUCUAUUUUCUCGUUCUCGGUUUCUUGGGUCAAUUGUGCGGCGGAUUACAAUGUGCGAAUGCCCAAGGAUACUCCGCGUUGGCAGAUAUUCAGCGCUACUUACGUCGGGAUCUUCGUUCCUACUGUCCUGGUUCAGAUGCUUGGUGCGGCUUUGUAUACGGGAACCAUGACAAACCCGGCAUGGAAGCUCGCCUAUACAGAGUCUUCGAUCGGGGGACUAUUGAAGAUGGCUCUGGAGCCGGCUGGCGGGUUUGGAAAGUUCCUGAUGGUACUUGCGGCUUUGAGUUCGAUUCCUAACAAUAUCCCAAACAAUUACUCUUUUGCUCUCCAUGCACAGAAUCUGGGGCCAUGGGCCAUGCGGAUCCCCCGCGUGGUCAUGGUGACUUUUGGAUUCGUUGCGGCGAUAGUUGUCGGCUGUUGUGCGGCCAGAUAUUUCGCCGAUGCCUUGCAAACCUUGUUAAGCGUGAUUGGAUAUUGGACUGUGAUUCAUAUCACUCUGGUGAUGCAAGAACACUUCAUCUUCCGUCGUGGAUGGGAUGGGUAUGAUCUCAAUGCCUGGAAUAGUAUAGCCGCCUUGCCAUUCGGAUGGGCAGCGAUUGGCGCCUUCGCGUUCGGAUUUCUAGGUGCUGCACUCGGUAUGAAGACAGCGUGGUAUUCAGGCCCAAUCGCAUCCCUGAUUGGUUCAAAGGGUGCAAACAUUGGCCAUGAGUUGACUUUUGCCUUUUCUGGCAUCACUUUCCCGUUGCUUCGGUGGGCCGAGAAGCGCAUGGGAGGCAGUUAA
Messenger RNA from Penicillium brevicompactum, 1485 nucleotides. Its product is annotated as purine-cytosine permease family protein. NCBI's taxonomy places the organism in Eukaryota, Fungi, Ascomycota, Eurotiomycetes, Eurotiales, Aspergillaceae. Gene Ontology annotation, biological process: transmembrane transport. Gene Ontology annotation, cellular component: plasma membrane. The coding region runs from base 1 to 1485 and encodes 494 amino acids. Gene Ontology annotation, molecular function: transmembrane transporter activity. The record is from RefSeq and is a predicted model, not a curated record. The transcript is spliced from 4 exons.